This is a messenger RNA of Labrus mixtus (cuckoo wrasse), 3559 nucleotides long. It is a transcript of the gene e2f8, whose product is annotated as E2F transcription factor 8. Gene Ontology annotation, biological process: regulation of transcription by RNA polymerase II. Bases 135 to 2915 code for a protein of 926 amino acids. The transcript has 13 exons. Gene Ontology annotation, molecular function: RNA polymerase II cis-regulatory region sequence-specific DNA binding; DNA-binding transcription factor activity, RNA polymerase II-specific. Lineage: Eukaryota; Metazoa; Chordata; Actinopteri; Labriformes; Labridae. The record is from RefSeq and is a predicted model, not a curated record. Gene Ontology annotation, cellular component: RNA polymerase II transcription regulator complex.
GACGUCAGUUACCGCCAAUAUGACUUCUGUUUUGAUUAGAUUUAAACAGAUUUUGUGAUGAUUAUUUUUUUUUUAAACUAGAUUUCUACCAUCGGAACAGAGUUUCUCUCGAUGUUUUCAGGGUGUGUUAAACAAUGUGGACUCCCCGACAAAUAUAUUGCUCUCAAAAGGCGAACGAUGGCUUUGUAGCUCCUCUGGGUCCUGUAAAUACUCCAGUGAAAUUGUUUGGUGACUCUGAAGUGUCAGCCGAGAGCCACCAAACCAUGGGUCCCCUCACCACACCCAAAAAGGGAAGGGAAGUCGGCUCCGUCGAUCCCUGGACGCCGACUUCGAACCUCAAAAUGCUCAUCAGCGCAGCCAGUCCUGAAAUCAGGAACCGAGAGAAGGAACUGUGCAUGGACAACGAUGGACAAGAGGAUGUUGAAUCUACACAGGAAACUGAAAAUGGAGAAGAAAAAAUGAUCAGCAGGAAAGAGAAGAGUCUGGGUUUGCUCUGUCAUAAAUUCCUCGCCCGAUACCCAGAUUACCCGAACCCUGAUGUCAACAACGACAUCUGCCUCGACGACGUGGCCACUGAGCUCAAUGUAGAGCGCAGGCGGAUCUACGACAUCAUGAACGUGCUGGAGAGUCUGCACAUGGUGAGCCGCUCGGCCAAGAACCGCUACAGCUGGCACGGUCGCACCAAGCUGGCUCAGACCCUCGCCAUUCUGAAGCAGGUGGGCGAGGAGCACAAGUACGGCCAGCAGAUGCAGCAGAUCAAGCAGCGUCUCCUGGACAGGGAGUUUGACUUCGACGGGGAGGAGAAGGAGAACGAGGAGGUGGUGGUGGUGGACCUGGAGAACGGGGAGCAGGGCCAAAAGGAGCUCUUUUUUGUGGAGCUUCCAGGAGUAGAGUUCAAAGCAGCCUCCGUUAACAGUCGGAAGGACAAAUCUCUGAGGGUGAUGAGCCAGAAGUUCGUCAUGCUCUUUCUGGUCUGUAAUCCUCGCGUGGUCAGUCUGGAGGUGGCCGCCAAGAUCCUGAUCGGAGAGGACCAGGGUGCCGAUCAAGACAAGAACAAGUUCAAGACCAAGGUGCGGCGGCUGUAUGACAUCGCUAAUGUGCUGCGGAGCCUGAAGCUCAUCGAGAAAGUCCACGUGACAGAAGAGCGGGGACGGAAACCGGCCUUUGAGUGGGUCGGACCUGAAGAAUUCCCUCAAGUCAAAGAUUUGGAGAGCGUCACAUCUGAGUGCCUCUCCAAGAAGAAAGAUGUACUGGAGUCCCGUGCAUCUGCAGACAACUGUGCCAAAAACCUGUUUUCAUCACCUGGGAGGAAACGCAGCUUCACCCGGCACCCCUCCCUCAUAAAGCUGGCCAAGAGCAUUCAGGAUGACCGGCGCAAGAUCAACUCUGCCCCCACCAGUCCUGUGAAGAGCGCCCCCGGUGAUUCAUCAAACGGGGACUUCCCAAACAAAAUGGCCCAGCUUGCUGCUAUUUGUAAGAUCCAGCUUGACCAGGAGUAUGUACCUGGAGCUGCUGAUCCAAAACCCGCUGCUGCUGCUGUGAGGUCAGAGCAGACCUCUUCCAGUCAAAUGGAUCCACCUCAGGCUCUGUUUCUAACCCCAACCCACGAGUCUGGAAUCAACACUACUGUCCACCUAACCCCCAACACCCCUCUAGGAGCCCUGCCCGCUGGCUCUGUCGCUUACAUCCCUGCACAUUGUUCCUCCAUGAUCCCGGUCCUCUUACCUCAGCAGCGAGGGAACGGACCCUACGCUGUGUAUUUGCAAGCUCCCCCAUCCAGGCCGAAUCCUCUGGCCAGACCGCAGCCGACCAGCCUCGCCGUGCGCUCUAUGACCUUCGAGGAUAAGACGGGGCAGAGUCCGACGGGUCAGUAUGCAGCGAAGAGCCAGCCGGCCUCCAGCAGGGCGGCGGACAUCAGCCCGUUGGCGCUCAAAAGACUGCGGCCGGAUUCCGCCUCAGAGUGCAGCCCCUCCAAAGCCAAGAGGACAGACCCCACCUUCAGGGACACCUCUCCAAAGCUGAGCGAGAUCCUGCAGGCUCGUCUGAAGGCUCAUCGCGGCUCUCAGCUCUCCAGCCGGCCCUCGCCCCGCGCCCUCCACCUGGACCCGGAGUUCGUCAACACACCCGGCGCCCCUGUGGCCAUUCAGACACUCGGGCAGAGCUUGGAAACCUUCCUGGACAGAGAGGACAAGACGGCAGACUCCGACAGGGAGGCGGCGUUAACUCCAGUCCGAGCCGUGCCCAUCACGCCAGGACAACUCCACACUGAGACUUUAGUACCAGCUGGAUAUCUGAUCCCGAUCUCUCAGCAGUCCCUCAUUGGCUACAAAGAAAUGCAAAGUGCGGGGAGAGAAAGCAACAAGGCCCCAACUCCCGCCUACAUCUACAAAACCCCGACAGCAGGAUCAAGGCCCACCCUAGCCCAGGAGAUGACACCCACCAACCUGCGUCUUCACAAACCCGUCGCCCUCGCCUCGCCUCAAGCCGCCCAGCUAGCCCGGCGCCUCCACAGCCCCAGUCCUGCCAUCCUGAACUUCACCCUGCAGAACCUGGGUCUGAUCUCAGGCUCCAGCCCGGGAAGCGCCUUCCCGGACCCCCAGACUCCAGAGAACGCCAACACCAUGCCAAGCCCGCUGAGUCUGCAGCAGAGAGGAAUGGUUUUCAUCAAACCGGUGUCCCCCAUGCCCCUGCAACAGUCUGUGUCAGGGCAACCGCUGGCUUUAAUCAGUUUGCAACAGCCUCUGAUGACCACACCCAAAGGGACCGGGCUCCACCAGCCCAGCUUCUUCCACACGCCAGUCCCCCUCUCCCCUCUUGCUGCCGUGGUAACCACCAGUGGACACCCCGCCACCAAAACUGUUUACAUCCCUCAGAGGAAGCUGGACGUCAACACUGAGGACUCGAGUAAUCCCUGACGGACGCGCUGUGACGUGUGUGUGUGUACAUGGUGUGUGUGUGUGUGUGGGUGAUGUGUUUGUACUCGGGGUGGGUGACGUUUAGUAUUUUACAGUUUUUAUUACCUCUGAAUCUCUCACAGCAGGGGCUCUCACUGUCAUUUUUAUCAUUGCCAGCUCUAUUAAUAGCUGCCGUGCAGACUUCAACUGUGCCCAGUGGACACAACCAGACGAUGAGAUUUCACACAAACUUCACAGGAUACUCAUGAACUGAAGGAGUCAGUGGAGUUCAUCUUUUCUUCCCACCUUUUUUUUUUUUAAAUAUUUGUUAGUUCCUUCUGCUGGUUUGGGCGAUCCAAACGUACAUGAUCUAUCUCCAUAGAAGUGUUAAAAGUCACAUCAGUGCUCUCAAGACGGAUGUUUCUGACCGAAAGACAAGUUUGAUUGGAAACCUGGUUGUUUGAUCAUUUUGUCUCCAAGUUCGAGACGACUUUUGCACAAAUGUAAAUGAUUAACUGUUACCUGGUGGAAUUGUUAAAAACGUGUCGAUAAGAACUAAUCAGACGUUUUGUGAUGUUUAAUUUAUAAAAAAAAAUCUGUUUUAAUGUCCUGAUUAAUGUAAUGUGAUUAUUUUAAUUUGAAUACAUGUUUUCUAAGAACAUCAA